AUGUUAUCCUCAUAUGACAUGAUAAAAUUAAAAGCACUAUAUUCAAAAUUGUCAUCAAUCUCCACAAGAUGCAUAGCCCGUAGUUUUUCAAAAAAUGAUAAACCCAAAGAGGAAAAAAAGAAGAAAAAAAGAAAAACCCAAAGAAAAAAGAAAGAUAGUUGUAAUGAUGAAUGUAAGAAAAAACCUAAGAAGCCCAAACUUUUAAAACAAGUAGUGCCUGUAUUAGAAGAAACGAUGAAAUUAUUUUUGAUUUCUUCGAGGCCUCUGUUGACGCAAGAGGAGUUCAUGCAAUCAUGUAAAAUAGCUCAGGAGUUUUUAUGCCCAAACGGAGAAGGAGCAAAGUUACAGGCUGGAAUUUGCAAAAGAGCGGAGGAAAAAACUAAUUGGCUGACUGAAUGGUGGUUGAACGCGGCCUAUUUGGAAAAUAGGGCUGCUCUUCCUAUCAAUUCGAGUCCGUGUAUGGUAUACCCAUCAGUAAAAUUCAAAUGCAAAGAAGAAAAAAUCAAUUAUAUUGCCAGAAUGAUACGAGGAGCGCUAGAAAUGAAACAGAUAAUAGACAAAGGAAAACUUCCACAGGAAAAACGUGGUAAGUACAAUCUGGAUAUGUCUCAAUAUGGUAAAGUUUUCGGAACGUGCAGAAUACCAGGAUGUAAAAAGGAUUCACUGCAGUUCCAUUGUGACAGUGAACAUAUUGUAGUUAUAUAUAAAAACAACUUCUUUAGGAUGCCAGUAUUCGAUAAAUGUGGUAUUGACAUGUUGAACGAGGAUCAAAUCACCUGCCAAUUAAACUUGAUAAUGCAAAUGGAUACUCCGGGGGAUCCCGUGGGCAUAUUAACUACAGACAAUCGUGAUAAUUGGGGCAGAGGGUUUGAAGUACUCAUGAAAGAGGAUCACAACAAGAAAGUAUUUGAAAUAAUCGAAACAUCUUUAUUCAUCAUGUGUAUCGAUGGACCCAUGCCUAAAGGGGAUUCACUUAACCAGCGGUCAAUUGCUGCAAAGCAAUUAUUGCAUGGUGGUGGAAGCAAAUACAAUUCUGGAAAUAGAUGGAUGGAUAAAACCAUACAGUUUGUAGUUGGAGAAGAGGGUCAAAAUGGUAUGAUUUACGAACAUGCACCAUGUGAAGGAGGCCCUGUAGCCACGAUAAGCGAUUAUGUGAUAGCAUAUAUUCAGAAAAACGUCAAAGCAAAACCAUGCUGCCAUUAUGACAAAGCAUGUCAUAUAGUAUUCAGUAUCGGAUCGGAUGUUCAAGCUUUAAUAUCAACGGCCAAAACAAAUUUAGAUUGUGCAGUACAAGGUAUUCAAGUUCAUGGUUGCCAGUUCAAGCAGUUUGGAACCGAUUUUAUUAAAAAAAAUAAUCUCAGCCCAGACGCUUUUGUACAGUCGGCAUUCCAAUUGGCAUUUUACAGAAUACACAAUAAGCCUGGAGCUACUUAUGAAUCUGCAGCGCUACGGAUUUUCGAAGAUGCUCGCACAGAGAAUAUCAGAGGAUGUUCAGCGGAGUCAGUAAAAAUGGCCAGAACUUUGCUCAAUAGACGCUCGUGCUUAGAAGAUCAAAUGAAAGUUUUAACAGAAUCUAUUAAAGCACACAGAGCUUUCACAUUGAAAGCUUUACAAGGGCUGGGAUGUGAUAGACAUCUUUUUGGCUUAAAAAUGAUGGCAAAGGAAAUGGAUAUGGUUACACCUCGGAUAUUUUCUGAUGCAGCAUUUGUGAAAAGUACACAUUGGAGAUUAUCGACAAGCCAGGUUUCUACAAAGUCCGAUUGUUUUAUGAUCUACGGACCCGCAGUAAAAAAUGGGUAUGGAUGUUGUUACAACCUCAGGGCAAUCAAUAUGAAUUUUGGAAUAACUUCAUAUAGUAGCUAUCCUAACACUGUACCCGAAAAAUUUCGAGUGGCACUCGAAGAAUCAUUAAAUGAAAUGUAUGACAUCUGUUGCAAAUUUGCUAAGAAACAUCCACCAAAAAAAGAAGAACCUAAAAAACCAGAACCAAAAAAGCCUGAACCUAAGAAGCCUGAACCCAAGGCUUGCGAAUCCAAAAAAAGUGAACCAAGUGAUUCGAAAAAGAGUGAAACUAAAAAAUGUGAAUCCAAAGACACAAAAAAAGAAGAAAAAAAAUAA
Molecule: messenger RNA, 2118 nt
Organism: Ctenocephalides felis (cat flea)
Lineage: Eukaryota; Metazoa; Arthropoda; Insecta; Siphonaptera; Pulicidae
Product: carnitine O-acetyltransferase-like
Exons: 11
Coding region: 1-2118 (705 amino acids)
Biological process (GO): carnitine metabolic process, CoA-linked
Cellular component (GO): peroxisome
Molecular function (GO): carnitine O-acetyltransferase activity
Source: RefSeq, a predicted model, not a curated record